UGAAGCGGCCCCGGGAGCCGAGCGGCUCCGACAGCGAGUCCGACGGACCCAUCGACGUGGGCCACGAGGGCGAGCUGAGAUGGCCCGGCCGCUGUCCACCCCCAGCCCUUCACAAAUGCAAGCCAGGAAGAAACGCAGAGGGAUCAUAGAGAAACGGCGCCGGGACCGCAUCAACAGCAGCCUUUCUGAACUGCGGCGCUUGGUCCCCACUGCCUUUGAGAAGCAGGGCUCCUCCAAGCUGGAGAAAGCCGAGGUCCUGCAGAUGACGGUAGAUCACUUGAAAAUGCUCCACGCCACUGGCGGGACAGGAUUCUUUGAUGCUCGAGCCCUGGCGGUCGACUUCCGCAGCAUCGGUUUUCGGGAGUGCCUUACCGAGGUCAUCAGGUACCUGGGGGUCCUGGAAGGGCCCAGCAGCCGUGCAGACCCGGUGCGGAUUCGCCUUCUCUCCCACCUCAACAGCUAUGCAGCCGAGAUGGAACCUUCACCCACAGCCGCUGGGCCCCUGGCCUUUCCUGCCUGGCCCUGGUCUCUCUCCCAUAGCUGUCCAGGGCUAUCUGCCCCGAGCAGCCAGCUCACCAUCCUAGGAAGAGUGCCCGGCCCCAUCCUCCCCAGCACCUCCUCUCUGGCUUACCCCAUCCCGGCCUUCAGAACCACUCCCUUGCGCAGAGCCACUGGCACCGUCCUGCCAGCCCGGAGGAAUUUGCUGCCCAGUCGAGGGGCAUCUUCUACCCGGAGGGCCCGCCCCCCCGAGAGGCCAGCCGCGCCCCUGCCCCCCAGGGGCAGGGCUGCCAGGGGCAGCCACGUGGCGCCGCCCCUGCGAUCCUCUUCCCCCGCCCCUCCUGGCGUUGUGGGGUCUCCUGCUUAUGUGGCUGUUCCUGGGUCUUCCCAGGGGGCAGCUGGGAGGCCAGCAGGAGCUGUGCUCUGCCACUCCUGGGUCUCUGAAAUUACUGAAGUCGGGGCUUUCUGAGCUGGCUUUGCCCCCAGGAAUGAGGAGAGUUCUUGUUCCAGGAGCUCUAAAAAUGGCUUUGCCUUUUCUGCUCUGCUUUCUGGACUGGUUCAUAUAUGAAGGUGUCUUCUUUACCCAGCAGAGGCCCCCUUCUCCUUUGGCCCCUCUCCCCUCCUCACUGCUUGUCCCAGCUCCUCCUGGGGCUGUUCUGAUCUCAGAAGCUUGGUCUCAUUUUUUCCCUGGAGAGAUGAGUCCCAGGAGAGCCCCCCAAGAGCUGUACCCAGACCCCUCUCCUGCCCCAGGACACAUGGGCAGUAGGCAUUAAUCUCAGGUUGGGGAACAACGCUUUAACCUAAAAGGCACAAUGACCUAAGGCACGCUGCUCCCCUAGAGAUCAGACCCCAGCCAAGAGCAGUGACUGCCUGGCUGCAGCCUUCCCAGGCCCCCAGGGGUCAGAACAUAGCGUCUGUCUCACUUCCUGAGACAGUAACCACACAGGGGCCACAAAGAGGUCUCCUGGGAACCCUGUCUGCCCCAGCCCACCUGUCUCCCGCCCACUGCAGUGAACCCAGAA
Messenger RNA from Lipotes vexillifer (Yangtze River dolphin), 1520 nucleotides. RefSeq names its product hes related family bHLH transcription factor with YRPW motif like (gene HEYL). Gene Ontology annotation, biological process: regulation of DNA-templated transcription. Gene Ontology annotation, molecular function: protein dimerization activity; DNA binding. The record is from RefSeq and is a predicted model, not a curated record. Bases 80 to 967 code for a protein of 295 amino acids. The transcript has 5 exons. Lineage: Eukaryota; Metazoa; Chordata; Mammalia; Artiodactyla; Lipotidae.